This is a messenger RNA of Nanorana parkeri, 4735 nucleotides long. Its product is annotated as protein unc-13 homolog A. Gene Ontology annotation, molecular function: phospholipid binding; syntaxin-1 binding; calcium ion binding. The transcript has 34 exons. Lineage: Eukaryota; Metazoa; Chordata; Amphibia; Anura; Dicroglossidae. Gene Ontology annotation, cellular component: presynaptic membrane; terminal bouton; presynaptic active zone cytoplasmic component. Gene Ontology annotation, biological process: neuromuscular junction development; presynaptic dense core vesicle exocytosis; synaptic vesicle priming. The annotation marks the transcript as partial. The record is from RefSeq and is a predicted model, not a curated record.
GCGAGAGGUGGAGGCAGUGGAGAUAUGCCAAAGUCUCUGUGGUUUAAAGAUGGGCCUGCUGGCGGUCUGAUAAUUAUUGACAGUAUGCCGGACAUAAGGAAAAGAAAACCCAUACCUCUUGUCAGCGACUUGGCAAUGUCCUUGGUGCAAUCCCGUAAAGCAGGCAUAACAUCAGCACUCGCAACAAGCACUUUAAACAAUGAAGAGCUAAAAAAUCAUGUUUACAAGAAAGCCCUGCAAGCUUUAAUCUAUCCAAUUUCCAGCACUACUCCCCACAACUUUGAGGUGUGGACUGCCACAACCCCCACCUAUUGUUACGAGUGUGAAGGGCUUUUGUGGGGGAUUGCCCGUCAGGGUAUGCGAUGCACAGAGUGUGGAGUUAAGUGCCAUGAAAAAUGCCAGGACCUCUUAAAUGCUGACUGUCUACAAAGAGCAGCAGAGAAGAGCUCAAAGCACGGGGCAGAAGAUCGCACACAUAAUAUCAUCAUGGUUCUGAAAGAUCGUAUGAAAAUCCGUGAAAGGAACAAGCCAGAGAUCUUUGAACUCAUCCAAGAAGUUUUUGGAGUUCCCAAAGCCACACAUGCUCAUCAAAUCAAAGCUGUAAAACAAAGUGUUCUUGAUGGUACAUCCAAGUGGUCAGCAAAGAUCAGCAUUACUGUGGUAUGUGCACAAGGUCUACAAGCCAAGGACAAGACAGGUUCCAGUGACCCUUACGUUACUGUUCAGGUUGGGAAAACAAAGAAAAGAACUAAAACUAUCUAUGGAAACCUUAAUCCCGUCUGGGAGGAGAAUUUCCAUUUUGAGUGUCACAACUCUUCAGAUCGAAUUAAAGUUCGUGUAUGGGAUGAGGAUGAUGACAUAAAAUCAAGAGUGAAGCAGAGGUUCAAACGUGAGUCAGACGAUUUCUUGGGCCAAACCAUCAUUGAAGUUCGAACCCUGAGUGGAGAGAUGGAUGUAUGGUACAAUCUAGAUAAGCGUACAGACAAGUCUGCUGUGUCUGGUGCAAUUCGACUACACAUCAGUGUGGAGAUCAAAGGCGAGGAGAAGGUGGCACCAUAUCAUGUACAAUACACCUGUCUGCAUGAGAACCUGUUCCACUACCUAACGGAUGUGCAGAAUAAUGGGGUUGUUAAAAUUCCAGAUGCUAAAGGGGAUGAUGCUUGGAAGGUUUACUUUGAUGAGACUGCCCAGGAAAUUGUGGAUGAGUUUGCAAUGCGAUAUGGAGUGGAGUCCAUAUACCAGGCUAUGACUCAUUUUGCCUGCCUAUCUUCCAAAUAUAUGUGUCCUGGAGUACCAGCUGUUAUGAGCACACUUCUCGCCAAUAUCAAUGCCUACUAUGCCCACACAACUGCAUCAACCAAUGUGUCUGCCUCUGAUCGCUUUUCUGCCUCAAACUUUGGGAAGGAGAGAUUUGUAAAGCUGCUCGAUCAACUGCACAACUCCUUGCGUAUUGAUCUUUCCAUGUAUCGGAACAAUUUUCCUGCUAGUAGCCCAGAACGACUUCAAGAUCUGAAAUCCACUGUUGAUCUAUUAACCAGUAUUACAUUUUUCAGAAUGAAGGUGCAAGAAUUACAGAGUCCUCCCAGGGCAAGCCAGGUAGUGAAAGACUGUGUGAAGGCCUGCCUCAACUCUACUUAUGAAUACAUCUUUAACAACUGUCAUGAACUAUACAGCCGAGAAUAUCAGAGUGACCCGAAUAAAAAGGGGGAGGUGCCUCCAGAAGAGCAGGGACCAAGUAUCAAGAAUUUGGAUUUUUGGUCCAAACUAAUUACAUUGAUAGUGUCUAUCAUAGAAGAGGAUAAGAAUUCAUACACACCGUGUCUAAACCAAUUCCCCCAGGAACUAAAUGUUGGUAAGAUCAGUGCUGAAGUCAUGUGGAGUCUGUUUGCUCAGGACAUGAAAUAUGCAAUGGAAGAACAUGAUAAGCACCGUCUAUGUAAGAGUGCGGACUACAUGAAUUUACACUUUAAAGUCAAGUGGCUAUACAAUGAAUAUGUGACAGAGCUUCCAGCAUUUAAGAACAAAGUGCCUGAAUAUCCAGCUUGGUUUGAACCUUUUGUUAUCCAGUGGUUAGAUGAGAAUGAAGAGGUUUCCCGGGAUUUUCUUCAUGGAGCCCUGGAGCGAGACAAAAAAGAUGGGUUCCAGCAAACCUCAGAACAUGCACUGUUUUCCUGCUCUGUAGUAGACGUUUUCUCACAGCUCAACCAGAGCUUUGAGAUCAUUAAGAAGCUGGAAUGCCCCGAUCCUCAAAUAGUGGGACAUUAUAUGCGUAGAUUUGCCAAGACAAUCAGUAAUGUCCUUCUCCAGUAUGCAGAGAUCAUCUCCAAAGACUUUGCUUCACACUGCUCCAAAGAGAAGAAAGAGGAGAAAGUGCCAUGUAUAUUAAUGAAUAACAUUCAGCAGCUCCGGGUCCAGCUAGAAAAAAUGUUUGAAGCAAUGGGUGGAAAAGAAUUGGAUCCAGAAACUAGUGACAUCCUCAAAGAGUUGCAAGUGAAGCUAAACAAUGUGUUGGAUGAGCUAAGCAGAAUAUUUGCUACAAGUUUCCAGCCACAUAUUGAGGAGUGUGUGAAACAAAUGGGAGAAAUUCUUAGUCAGGUUAAAGGAACUGGAAAUGUGCCUGCCAGUAACUGCAGCAGUGUGGCCCAGGAUGCUGAUAACGUAUUACAACCUAUACUGGACCCACUAGACAGCAACCUUACCCUGUUUGCUAAAAUUUGUGAAAAGACUGUUUUGAAACGUGUUUUGAAGGAGCUUUGGAAACUAGUGAUGAAUACAAUGGAGAAAACUAUUGUACUACCACCACUAACAGACCAGACGAUGAUAGGGACGCUACUCAGAAAACAUGGCAAAGGGCUAGAGAAGAGCAGGGUGAAGCUACCGUACCAUGCAGAUGGGACCCAUCUCAUCAUCAAUGCUGCUAAAGAGCUUGGACAACUAUCUAAACUCAAGGAUCACAUGGUGAGGGAGGAAGCAAAGAGUCUGACUCCUAAGCAGUGUGCUGUGGUGGAGCUUGCACUCGACACUAUUAAGCAAUAUUUCCAUGCUGGAGGUGUUGGUCUUAAAAAGACUUUCUUGGAGAAAAGUCCUGACUUGCAGUCUCUGCGCUAUGCACUUUCUCUAUAUACACAGGCAACGGACACACUCAUCAAAACCUUUGUCCAAACACAGACUGCUCAGGUCCAUAAUGGAAAAGGUAUUAGGUUUACUCUUAAUGAAGAGACUUAUCCAGAAAAGGGAUCUGGAGUGGAUGAUUCAGUUGGAGAGGUUUCCAUUCAUGUAGAACUCUUCACCCAUCCAGGAACAGGGGAGCACAAGAUUAGUGUCAAAGUUGUUGCUGCAAAUGAUCUGAAAUGGCAAACUUCUGGGAUUUUCCGGCCUUUCAUUGAGGUCAACAUGAUUGGCCCAAACCUGAGUGACAAAAAGAGAAAAUUUACUACAAAAUCCAAGAAUAAUAGUUGGGCCCCAAAAUAUAAUGAGAGCUUCCAAUUUACACUGGGGAAUGAAAAUGGACCAGAGUGCUAUGAACUGCAGGUGUGUGUGAAAGAUUACUGCUUUGCACGUGAAGACCGAACAGUGGGUACAGCUGUUAUGCAGCUGAGAGAUCUAGCACAAAGAGGUAGCUGUGCUUGCUGGCUGCCACUUGGACGUCGUAUUCAUAUGGAUGAGACAGGACUGACUAUACUAAGAAUUUUGUCACAGCGCAACAAUGAUGAGGUGGCCAAAGAAUUUGUCAAACUCAAAUCUGACACUCGCUCUCCUGAAGAGGGCAGCUAGGGUCCAUCCUUUCAAUAACAAGAUUACCCUUUCUACUGCCUUGCAUCCCAGGCCCAGAUUGUAGAUAGUUUAAAUAUUUAAAAAAAUAUACAUUUUAAAACACAUUUAACCAAGUCACUGUCAGCAGUGCUUGCCAAGCUCUGCAUAAUGCUCAUCUGCCUUUCUGGCAGUGACAUGGGUAAGGUGUACACAAAUACACACCACCAAGGGCUGCGUUUAUAUGUGCCAUUGUGUUAAUGUUCUCCCCGCUGGACUACAUAAGCACAGUUGUAAGGGGGCCUUAACUCAUGUCCUGCAUCAAACUGCUGGGCAGUUAACUGCACCCCAGCAGUGGGAGGAUUAGCAGUUUGAGAAACCAUGUGUCCCUAAAAAAGGGGGGUACAGAAGUCACUAUCCCUUUCCUGACCUUUCCGUUUAAGUUGCCUGCACCUCACCUGCUGUGUAUAUAGGAUCUUCCUGUACCAGUGUCUUAUUCUGUGCAUUGGUGCUGCAUGGGUAUUAGUUUUCUUUGAAACAACUACCCUAAACCUUUAUCCACAAAGCUCUUGGUAAACCCUUUUCACCUCAUGCCUGUUUUAAAGCCUUGGACUGCAAAAAGGACACUGCCAACUGCUCAGCACCUCUAUCCUUUCCUUAAAAUGCCCAUAAUAAUUCAGCACUGAAACAGGCUUACAAGUCCCAGAUUCUGAUCAGGACAGGAAGGGCAAAACAUCGUAAUCUCCCACUACAUACUGCACAAGGGGUUGAAACUCCCAUACGAUUAGAAAAAAUGUGGCAUGCUGUUUGGAAGGAAAAAUGCUGAUGAUAUCCCUUUGCCUCUGACUCGCCCAUUGUGUACAGAAUAUUCCUCCUCCUUUUCCUUCCUCCUGGGUGCAUGUGAAAAUGUUUUGCACUAACUUGGACAUUUUUGGUCUCUGUAAAAAUAUUUUAUUAUAACAGCCAUUAAAUAGAAAUAAAGAAA